AAAAAAAUAAAAAUCGUUCCGCCACUCUUCUCCCUGUAUUGGGGUCUCCGAAGAAGAGAAAUAGGUUUUUUUACUUUAAUUUUUUCAAAUUUUUUUAAGGUUAGGUUUAUUAGGGUUUGUGUGAUGACGAAGUUCGUGGGAUGGUACGUGAAGAUCGCGGCGGUGUCGGCGCUGGUGGGAGCUUCCAUGGAGCUCUUCAUGAUCCACACCGGAUUCUAUGAUAAGGUGGUUGUUCUCGAGGCGGAAAAGAGAGCGUUGGAGAGCACCCCAGAAGCUCAAGCUAUGAGAGAAGCCCUAAACCCAUGGAGAAAACACGACGAAGAAGCUGGGAGAAAAUCCUCUUCGUAGUUUCGCGAUAUGUAGAAGUUUCUAUUGAUCAAGUAAAAGGAGAGCAAGCCUCUGUAAAAUGGGGAUGCAUUGGUUAACUGUAGCGCAGCAGUCGAACCAGAACAAGUGGCGCGAUGAUUUGGGUUUGAGCAUGCGUUGGGCGAGUUGGGCCCAAAUAACCCUCAGGGUGCGUUUGGUUCGAGUUAUCCUGGUAGGAUUACAGGCAAUCUUGCCAGGAUAACUGUGUUUGGUUAAUCCGCUAUGUAAUCUAGUCGUUAAUGUAGA
This is a messenger RNA of Ananas comosus (pineapple), 612 nucleotides long. RefSeq lists its product as uncharacterized. The record is from RefSeq and is a predicted model, not a curated record. NCBI's taxonomy places the organism in Eukaryota, Viridiplantae, Streptophyta, Magnoliopsida, Poales, Bromeliaceae. The transcript is spliced from 2 exons. Bases 124 to 348 code for a protein of 74 amino acids.